GUGGACUUCGCGCCAACGAAGCAGGGUUUGGUGGUGCAUCGUAAAACCCUCUCCCGCGGAUCACCAUGGAGCUGAUGUCGAGAUCGCUCCAGAUCGAGCAGAAGCUCUUCUAUCUCGACCUUAAAGACAACCCCCGGGCAGAGUUGCCACUCGAGCGCCCCCAGGACCACAAAAUUGACCUGGAACCCGGCGCGCAGCCUACCGUCAGGACCCAGUGGCGGCUGACUCAACCCGAACUCACGGAGUUGCGGAGCCAGCUAGACUACCUUUUGGAGAAAGGGUUCAUUCGGCCCAGCACGUCCCCGUUCGCAGCACCAACCCUGUUCACGCCAAAGAAAGACGGCGAACUACAAAUGUGCAUCGACUACAGGGCGCUGAAUCGGCGAACCAUUAAGUCUCGCUACCCAAUCCCACGCGCAGACGAUCUUCUCGAUCAACUUCGCGGAGCUCGCUUCUUCUCGAAAAUCGACUUACGCGGCGGUUACCAUCAGAUCCGAUACACCGUGGUGCCGUUUGGCCUCACGAACGCGCCCUCCACUUUCCAACUUACCAUGAAUGGCGUAUUCCGCGAUCUCCUCGACAAGUGUGUCAUCGUCUACCUUGAUGACAUUCUGAUAUACAGCAAGACACAGGAACAGCACCUCAAGGACCUCGACAAAGUUUUCCAGCGGCUGCAAGAACACCGCCUCAUUACGAAGGGCUCUAAGUGCGAGUUCCUAAAAUCCGAGCUGGAAUUUUUGGGACGUGUUGUGGGAGCGGACGGCAUCAAAAUCGACCCGAAGAAAAUCACCACAAUUCGCAACUGGAAGCCGCCGACGAAUUUACAGGAGCUGCAGAGUUUUCUGGGGUUCGUUAAUUACGUCCGAAGGUUUAUCCCCAAUAUGGCAGGGAUAACCGGACCGUUAACUGACCUGCUGCGGAAGGGCAUUUUGUUCGAGUGGGGGGAGAGACAGCAGACUGCUUUUGAUGAGCUGCGAAAUUUUUUGACGUCGCCCCCGGUCCUCCGAAUCGCCGACCCAUCUCGACCGUUCGAAGUCUUGACGGACGCCAGUGAUUUCGCCAUCGGUGCGAUACUGUUACAAGAUUUUGGCGACGGACUCCAACCAAUCGCGUAUGAGUCUAGAAAGUUGCAGGCAGCCGAGCGCAACUACCCAGUCCACGACAAAGAAAUGCUCGCCAUCGUGCACGCAUUCAAGGUGUGGCGAUGCUACCUAACGGGAGCCCACGUAAUAGUACGGACAGACCAUAAAUCUCUACAGUACCUCCGUGCGCAGCCGAACCUCAAUCCGCGACAGAUUCGCUGGCUGGACUUCCUCGAAAGCAAUUUCCACUACACAAUCACGUACAAACGUGGGGCGAAUAACAUCGCCGACGCACUGACACGACCAUCCGCCCACCUCGCAUCCAUCCUUGUCGCAAAAUCCAUCCCGCUACUCACUGGCCUAUUUACCCACGGCUACACCACAGACCCCUUUUUCACCCGCAACCUCCAUCAGCAAACCACCACAGCCAAAGGACCCUACUUCCUCAAAGCUGGUACUGACCGUAUCUGGGUUCGUGCAUACAGACUCCUCCGCGAAUUACUUAUCCAAGAAGUCCAUGAUUCUAACCUCUCCGGUCAUUUCGGGGUUGACAAAACCCAGAAGUUACUUCACCGUUUUUAUUACUGGCCUGAUUCAGCGUCUGAUGUGCAGAGAUACGUAUCCGCGUGCCCGAUCUGCCAACGCAUGAAGUCUUCUCGACAGCGGCCAGCUGGACUGCUGCAACCGCUCGAUCCACCCCAACGGCCGUGGCAACACGUGACGAUGGACUUCGUCACGGGACUCCCGGCGACCACCACGGGCAACGACGCUGUCCUCGUCGUCGUCGAUCGUCUCACAAAGAUGGCGCAUUUCGCACCAUGUCGCACAACAAUCACAGCCGAAGAUACCGCAAAACUUUUCAUCUCCACCGUUGUUCGUUUGCACGGGUUACCGUCAGCGAUCAUCAGCGACCGCGACCCAAAAUUCACGUCCAAGUUCUGGCAAGAGACAUGGGCCCAGUACGGCACACGCCUCCAAUUUUCCUCCGCCUAUCAUCCUCAAACCGACGGCCAGACCGAGCGCACCAAUCAAACCAUGGAGCAGCUGAUACGCACCAACUGCCCCGACCUUGACCGGUGGGAAGAAUUCCUGCCCAUGCUGGAAUUUUCCUACAAUAAUGCCCCAUCUGCUUCGACCAAUCACUCGCCAUUUUUCCUCAACUACGGGAUGGAUCCGACCGUCCCAACGACUACCCACAUCGACAACCCCGUGAACGAGAUGGCGACGAAGAACCACCCGAACCUGGUGCGGCUGGUGGGGUACUGCCUGGACUUCAGUCCUGUGACUGAGAGGAUGGAGCAGAUCGUCAUCUACGAGUUCAUGCCCAAUGGCGACCUCGAGCAAUGGAUCGGACCUUCUGCAAAGCAGCAUCUGACCAUCCACCAGCGGCUGGACAUUGUCAUAGGCAUGGCUCGUGGUCUCGAGUAUCUCCAUGAGUUUGGUAUCGUGCAUCGUGACAUCAAACCUGCCAACAUCCUCCUCGAUGACAAAAUGAAGGCAAAGAUUGCUGACUUUGGGUUGGUGAGGCAUGGGGAGGGCACAUCUGUGGCAGCCACCCGAGUGAUGGGAACACCAGGCUACGUGGACCCCGCCUACUACAAGUCGCAGAAGGCCACUCCCAUGGCUGAUGUGCACAGGUGACCCGUUCAUCAAACCCAACAAUUAUCAG
This is a messenger RNA of Closterium sp. NIES-67, 2751 nucleotides long. The record is from the annotation of a GenBank genome assembly. Lineage: Eukaryota; Viridiplantae; Streptophyta; Zygnematophyceae; Desmidiales; Closteriaceae.